GCCCCGCUUAGCCCGGGGCUGCCGGCGCCUGCCGCGCCAUUGUUGGGGGAGGGGGCGGCUGCGGAACGGCGCGGAGUCGGGGGCGAGCGGAGGCGCAGGCGGCGCCCGAGCGGAGCGGACGCGCCCCAUGGGGAACACGCUGACCUGUUGCGUAUCCCCCAAUGCCAGCCCCAAGCUGGGCCGGCGCGCGGGAGCGGCGCAGCACGACUACGGGUCUGAGAUCAACGAGGUGGCGGCCGGGGACGCUGUGGCGGUAGCGCCGGCGCCUGCUGCGGCCGUGGAGCCCGCCGAGUUGGAUUUCGGAGCCGGUGAGGGCCACCACCUGCAGCACAUCAGCGACCGCGAGAUGCCCGAAGAUUUAGCUUUGGAAUCAAACCCUUCUGAUCAUCCAAGGGCAAGCACAAUUUUCCUCAGCAAAUCUCAAACAGAUGUGCGUGAAAAGAGGAAGAGCAACCAUUUAAACCAUGUAUCUCCAGGGCAGCUUACUAAAAAGUAUAGCUCAUGCUCAACAAUAUUUCUAGAUGACAGCACAGUCAGCCAGCCUAAUCUUAGAACCACAAUCAAAUGUGUAACCUUAGCAAUAUAUUACCACAUAAAGAACAGAGAUGCAAACAGAUCCCUGGACAUUUUUGAUGAGAGAUCACAUCCACUUACACGAGAGAAAGUUCCAGAGGAGUACUUUAGGCAUGACCCUGAACACAAAUUUAUUUACAGAUUUGUUCGUACUCUUUUUAGUGCCGCACAGCUAACAGCUGAAUGUGCAAUAGUAACUCUGGUUUACUUAGAGAGGCUUUUAACUUAUGCUGAGAUCGACAUUUGUCCCACUAACUGGAAAAGAAUUGUUUUGGGAGCCAUUCUUCUUGCCUCCAAGGUUUGGGAUGAUCAGGCUGUGUGGAAUGUGGACUACUGCCAGAUCCUCAAGGACAUUACAGUCGAGGACAUGAAUGAGAUGGAAAGGCAUUUCUUAGAGCUACUCCAGUUUAAUAUUAAUGUUCCUGCCAGCGUUUAUGCCAAAUACUACUUUGACCUUCGCUCCUUAGCAGAUGACAACAACCUGAAUUUUCUGUUUGCUCCUCUCAGCAAAGAAAGAGCACAGAACCUAGAGGCCAUUUCAAGAUUAUGUGAGGACAAAUACAAAGACUUAUGUAGAGCUGCUAUGAGAAGAUCUCUAAGUGCUGACAACUUCAUUGUCAUUCACCGCUCUAACGCUAUCCUCUCCUAAAAGAGAACAAGGAGCAUUAACAUCAGGAGCUCCUGUCUGCAAAGCCUGGAGAUACACCACCUCUCCUGCUGAGAACCAGAAACUCCUAUGAGUUUCCGCCAGAAGGAAAGUGCUCCAAUCAAGAGACUCCUGGAUAAUGACCAUUAACUCCAUAGGAAAGACUGGGACCUUGUCAAAACACUUUCUGUCAUUUUUAAUGUAAACAGAGUUUCAAAAACCACUCCAAAGCAAAAGCUCUGACGAUGCACAGAUAAUUGCUUACUGUGUAGGCCAAUGGCUGUGAAAUAUGUGAGGUUUUUAAACUGUUUCAAUUUUUAGACUUUUUGUUUGAGACAGGGUCUUACGUAGCCUAGGCUGGCCUCACGUACUCUGUAUGACUGGGGUUGGCGUUGAACUCCUAAUCUUCCUGCCUCUACCUCCCAAGUGCUGGGAUUACCAUGCCUGGUUCAAAUUUUUAGACUUUAAAGACACUAACCAUAUAACUUGUUUUUCUUGACCCUUCACCCAAUUGCUGCAUAUGCUUUUAGAAUUGAUGCAGUAUUUAACCAUUAAAACAUGAGACUACUUCCCCAUUUUUGUGGUGCUAGGAAUCAAACUGAGGACCUAGCAUGUGCUUGGUGAGCACUUGACCACUGAGCUAUACCCCUCAGCCCCAAACUUGGGGUGCUUAACACUCAGAACCACCUAGGAGCAAACAGUAGCACUGUUAGGUAUUAAAGGGUUCUUCCUACCAUGUCAUCAAAGCUGCUAAUCAUUCUUGUCAAUCACUUUAAACCAGAAGCUGCUGAAUAACACUCACCAUUCAUAGUUUUUGCAAGCACUGCUUGCUAGUAUUUUGGAGCCACAGAGAGAAAGUAUUGGUUGUUGACCACUUCUUUUGGGUCCACAUUGCAUUUCUUGUGAACUAUAAAUGGUGCUUCUCAUUGUCUGAUAAUUUUCCUCUUAUUUGUUAAACAAGUUAUUAAAAGAUAUUUUCAUAAUGCCAACCAACAUCAUGGUCCAGUGAUCAUGAGCAAUUAAUAAAAUACAAGGUGUACCAAAGCUGGUACAGUUUUAAGGAUCAUUGUCCCGUGCCUGGGCUCACCUGGGCACUACAGCAGAAAUCGAAAAGCCACAGACUUUCAUUAAACAUUACUUGAAAGUUUUAAUUUUGUAAAUCUGAAAUAAUUAAGCUUCUGAUUUAAAUUUUUUGUUUUUCUUUUGGGGGUGGUGUUUUGUUUUGAGACAGUGUUUUAUUAUGUAGCUUGGGCAAACCUGGAACUUGCUAUGUAGACCAGGCUGACCUUGAACUCACAGAGAUCCCUCUGCCUCCUGAGCACCAGGUUCAAAGGUGUACACCACCAUGCUCUGAGUUAAUUGUCUGGUUCUCUUAAAGAUCGUGAGCCAUGAAACAAAAAUUUAAAAUUAAAAGCUUAAUAUUCUAAAUUUGCAAAGUUGAAAGUAAAGGCAAUUUAGCUCUUAGAGUUCCGUGAGUUUACAGCAUCUACACUUCUACAGGGAUCAGAGCUUAAAACUGCAUUGAGAUUUUUGGGAUGCGUUGUAUCCUCAUGGACUUUUUUUUUUUUUAAGUUCUUUGUUGGGCUGGGUUCUCUGCUUUGAUCAUGUAGCUAUCUUUACAUUCUGUUAAGGAAGAUUAUGAAAAGCAGUGUUAAUUCACGUAUAAUGAAUGAAAAGGAGCUGGAUCCCCAAAGCAGCAGGUAAAAAAUGAGUAAUUAAAAAAAAAAUGUACCGUGUAUGUUACUGUGUGCAGAUAGAUGUCUUUUCAAGUUGGGCUGCUAAUAAGGAAUUUAAAUGCACCUCAGUAACCUUUGCUGUAGGCUUGCAGGGCAAGGAGUAAAUAAGUAACUGACAACAGGCACCUAACUUUGAAAUAAUAAAAGGCUGGUGUUUUCAACUAUACUUGUAUUCUGUUUCUCUUCUCACAUGAAACCUUAGGAAUCUGACCUGUAAAAAGAACCUUUGUGGGCCAGGAAUACUCCUCUCAGCAGGGCAGUGUUUCACAAGCUUUCCAGUGCUGCCAGGUUUAUCAUUUUAAA
Nannospalax galili (Upper Galilee mountains blind mole rat) is the source of this 3258-nucleotide messenger RNA. It is a transcript of the gene Ccnyl1, whose product is annotated as cyclin Y like 1. Lineage: Eukaryota; Metazoa; Chordata; Mammalia; Rodentia; Spalacidae. The record is from RefSeq and is a predicted model, not a curated record. Bases 128 to 1222 code for a protein of 364 amino acids. Gene Ontology annotation, cellular component: plasma membrane. The transcript is spliced from 10 exons. Gene Ontology annotation, molecular function: cyclin-dependent protein serine/threonine kinase activator activity; protein kinase binding. Gene Ontology annotation, biological process: regulation of canonical Wnt signaling pathway; regulation of cyclin-dependent protein serine/threonine kinase activity.